AUGACAGCUACACACGAACCCGCAAACCCCUCCAUAGCACGUGGCCUUUACAUAUCCCACUUCCUCUCAACAUGGAACUCGCGCGUCUUCGAGUUCGGGUCCGUGCUGUACCUGGCAUCUAUCUUCCCGAACACGCUUCUUCCGAUGUCCGUUUAUGCGUUGGCGCGUGGGGCUUCGGCGAUUGUGUUCUCGCAGGCUGUGGGGUGGUAUAUUGACACGAGGGAUCGGCUGCGUGUUGUGAGAGCUUCUAUUGUUAUCCAGAGGUUGGCUGUGGCGGCUUCUUGUGUGGUGUUUCGGUUACUGGCUACCGGGAGGAUGUUGUCGGAUUUGGAGCUUUGGCUGUUAGGGGUCCUUUCGUUGUUCGCUUGUGUGGAAAAGCUUUGUGAUAUUAUGAAUACGAUAUCGGUUGAGAGGGAUUGGGUUGUCGUGGUUGCUAUGGAUGGAGCGGAGGCUUUAGAGGUCCUCAAUGCGGAAAUGCGUCGCAUAGACCUGAUCUGCAAGCUCGUGGGGCCGUUCGUCAUAGCGAUGAUUGACGGGUUUUCGACGGAAAUUGCAAUCGUAGUUAACUUUGCGAUGAAUAUUUUGUCCAUAUUUGUUGAAUACUACGCCAUUGAACGAGUCUACCAAAUGGUCCCAUCACUCCAAGCACCAAAACAGCCACCGGCACCUGCCAUUGAUGAACAAACAUCCAUCACAAAUGGGAGCCGAGUCGACCGCUGGUCAACCAAGGAGUUCCUCCUCGGAACCCUCCGCGGAUCAACACGCUACUUCCAGCAUCAAGUCUUUCUACCCUCCUUCGCACUUGCCAUACUAAACUUCACCGUUCUUUCCUUCUCGGGCCGUAUGGUAGCAUAUCUUCUUUCCGUGGGUUAUAACUCAUAUCAUGUCGCAAUUGCAAGAAGCGCGUCAGUAGCCGUUGAGAUAUCAGCGACAUGGAUUGGUCCGCUUCUUAUGGCAAAGAUUGGUGUAUUGAGGGCGGGAAUGUGGUUAUUGAGUUGGCAGACGGUAGCAUUGGCUGGGGCUGCUGGGACGUUCUUGGUGGUUAAGCCGGAGACCCUGGCUGCGACGGCUCUUGUAGCUGGUACGGUGCUCAGCCGUGUGGGAAUGUGGGGGUUCAGUCUCAGUGCACAGAUUCUCGUGCAGGAGGAAGUUGAGCCGGAAAACAGAGGCGCGUUCUCCUCGACAGAAGCUUCAUGGCAUAAUACAUUUGAAUUGCUUUCCUACGCGACGACGAUCUUUUUCUCCCGCCCGGAACAGUUUCAGUGGCCGGUUUUGAUGAGUUUUAUCGCUGUGUUUACAUCGUGUAAUCUUUUUGCGGCGUUUGUUAAGGUGAGGGCGAAAUGUUUUGGUGGGAAAUGGGAUGAGAGGGUUGAAUUUGGAUAUGAGACUCUGCCGUAG
This is a messenger RNA of Aspergillus chevalieri, 1398 nucleotides long. RefSeq lists its product as uncharacterized. The transcript is spliced from 6 exons. NCBI's taxonomy places the organism in Eukaryota, Fungi, Ascomycota, Eurotiomycetes, Eurotiales, Aspergillaceae. Gene Ontology annotation, molecular function: iron ion transmembrane transporter activity. Bases 1 to 1398 code for a protein of 465 amino acids. The record is from RefSeq and is a predicted model, not a curated record. Gene Ontology annotation, cellular component: membrane. Gene Ontology annotation, biological process: iron ion transmembrane transport.